CGUUUAGUCUUUCAUUGAUUUUUCUAUCAUUCACAACUGGUAUUCGAGCAAAAUAUUGAAAAUCGUUUUACGUCACGAUAUAUACUUACUAAGAGAAAAGAAAUAUUAAAAAGAUUUAGUAUUACAAAGGACAUUGAAUUAAAAGUUAUAUUUUUUGGUGUUGAGUGACAAUGACCACAGAGGUCGAGCAAACAACAAAUGACUUGUUGCAUUUUACUGGAAGAUUUAACCCUACAAAAUUAAAGCUCAACAAAGAAGCAAGGAAGAAAAAAUUUCUCCGUGCAACAUCAUUUAACUUUAAAUGGAGUAUAAAAUGCAGUGACUUUUCUUUGAAAACUCAUAAUCCAAUUAGAGCGAUUGUUGAUGGAAUGAAGAUUGAACCAAACCAGGAUAAGCCAAUGAUUGCGUUGUCGAUCGGUGAUCCGACAACAUUUGGAAACUUGCCACCAGCUGAUCAAGUUCUUGAUGCAAUGAAAAGUGUUAUUAGUGAUGGAAGUUAUAACGGUUAUGGACCUUCAGUUGGUUUCAUUGAAGCACGACAAGCAGUCGCUGAAUAUUCGCAACAUCAAGGCGACAUAUCAGCAAGCGAUGUGAUUCUCUGUUCAGGAUGUAGUUGUGCUCUUGAUUUGUGUAUUGCAGCUCUUGCUGGUCCAGGUCAAAACAUUCUCAUUCCAAAGCCAGGAUUUUCUAUUUAUGCGACUUUAGCUGAAGGCUUUGGAAUUGAAGUUCGUUCAUAUAAUUUAAUACCGGAAAAGAAUUGGGAAAUCGAUUUAGAUCAUUUGGAAACUUUAAUUGAUUUAAAAACAGCUGCUGUUAUAUUAACUAAUCCAUCGAAUCCUUGUGGAAGUGUUUUCAGCAAACAACACAUCCUUGAGAUUCUACAAAUAGCUGAACGUCAUUACGUCCCGAUCAUUGCUGAUGAGAUUUAUGAGCAUUUCGUGUUUCCUGGCAAUGAAUAUUAUUCAGUAUCGUCAUUGUCAAAGAAUGUUCCUGUUUUGUCGUGUGGUGGGAUUACGAAGAGAUUCUUAGUGCCUGGUUGGAGAACUGGAUGGAUCAUCAUUCAUGACCGACAUGGUGCAUUUUUGGAAGUUAGAAAAGCGAUAACAAACCUGUCGAGCAGAAUAUUGGGAUCGAAUUCUCUUGUUCAAGGAGCGUUGCCUGCAAUUUUGAAGAACACACCUCAGAAGUUUUAUGACGAGUUGGUUGAAACGCUGCAAAAUCAUGCAAAUAUUGCUUAUCAAAUGUUAAAAGAGAUACCAGGACUUGUUCCGAUUAUGCCCAGUGGAGCGAUGUACAUGAUGGUCGGCAUUGAAAUUGACAGAUUUCCUGCUUAUAAUAAUGAACUUGAUUUUGUUCAAGAUCUCGUUCGUGAACAGAGUGUCUUCUGUUUACCAGGAAAAUGCUUCAACAUUGAUAAUUUCAUGCGAAUUGUUCUCACCGUGCCACGAGACAUGAUGGUUGAAGCUUGUAAUCGAAUAAGAGAAUUUUGUGAGAAACAUUAUAAGUCAGACAUAGACACGAUAGACGAGAUUGCAAUGAAUGAUCUCGCCAUGAAAUUGAAAUGUCUAUACAAAAAUUGCUACUUCGUUGGCUUCCUUUGUCUGUUUGAAACUUACCUACGUUCAUUGUUUCCUUUCGUCAGCAUGGAUCAUGUUACGAUGUUAAAAGAGAAAGCGAAUCAUAUAACGAAGCAUAGUCUAGAAUAUUUCAUUGAAAAGUCGUGGAAAAUCAAAAUGACUUCAUUCGCAAUGAAAACGGAAAAUCCAUUAAGGAAAAUCUGGGAAGGUCAUAAAGUGUUUCCAAAUCCAAGGAAGGAACAAAUAACACUUCAGAUUGGCGACCCAACAGUUUUCGGAAACUUUCCGGCAUUUCCUGAAAGUGUCGAAGCUAUAAGAUCUGCGUUGAAUAAUGACAACUUUGCCUACACUGUGAGUGCUGGUGGGAAAUGUGCAAGACAAGCAGUUGCUGAUUAUGUUAAUAAAAACAACAAUGACAACGUAACAAGUGACGAUGUUUUUAUUACAAAUGGAUGUUCAUGUGCACUUGAGACUUGUUUUCGUGUCUUAAUCAAUCCUGGAGAAAAUAUUUUGAUUCCAAGUCCAACAUGGAACUACACAACUUGGAUAUCUGGAUCGGGAAUUGAAGUGCAAUUUUAUAAAUUAAACCCAGACAAUGACUGGGAAAUUGACUUGGAAUAUCUCGAGAGUUUAAUCAACGAGAAAACAAAAGCAAUUCUGGUUAACAACCCGGGAAAUCCUUGUGGAAAUGUUUUCUCGAAGCAGCAUAUGUUGGAUAUUAUUAAAAUUGCAGAACGUCAUUGUCUUCCAAUAAUUUCCGAUGAAGUUUAUGAAUUUUUUACUUUUCCUGGUGUUAAAUAUUAUUCAUUCAGUUCAUUGUCCAAGAAUGUUCCGAUUCUUGCGUGCAGUGGAUUAACUAAACGAUUCUUAAUGCCUGGAAUAAGAAUGGGUUGGAUUGUGAUUCAUGAUCGUAAUGAUUUGUUUCAUAAUAUUCGUCUGGGCUUAGCAAAUGCUGCCGGAAGGAAUUUCUGGCCAAAUUCAACGGUUCAACUCGCACUGCCAAACAUUAUCAAAAAUACGUCACAAGAAUUCUUCGAUGACACUUGCAGACGUGUUUAUUCACACGCGUUAUCAGCUUACAAUAUUUUGAAAACCAUUCAUGGAUUGAAGCCAAUAAUGCCCAAGGGAUCAAUGUACAUGAUGGUAGGGAUAGAACUUAAAAAGUUUCCUGAGUUUACAACAUGUUUGGAGUUCACUCAAGCAUUGAUCAGGGAACAAAGUGUGGCAACUUUCCCAGGAUAUCCAUGCUUUUAUUAUCCAGGAUUUUUCCGAAUUGUUUUGACUGUACCGGAAAAUUUGAUUUCAGAAGCUUGCAAGCGAAUAAAAGAAUUUUGUGAAGAUCACAGAGACAAAUUGAUAUCAGUUGCACUUCGUCCAUUAGAAAGUAUUCCUAAUUCUUCACAAAUCUCCCAAAUUUCAUCUCUGCGCCAUUGGUUUCAACAUUCAGAGCGGAUAAUUAUUAUGUCAAAUACUCAGUGGAAUAUUAAACCAACAUAUUUUGGAAUUCACACCGUUAAUCCUUUAAGAAAAUUAUGGCAAGAAAGUUAUCCGAGUGGAAAUCCAAAUAAAAGUCAUAUAGUCCUACAACCUGGUGAUCCGACAGCAUUUGGAAAUUUUCCAACUCAUCCUGAAUGCAUUAAAGCAUUGCAAGAUGCCGUUGUGAAAGAUACAUUUUCAUAUUAUGACGUGGCAGGAAUUGUUGAAGCACGUGAAGCUGUUGCGAAAUAUUCAAAGCAUAUUGAAGAUGUCAAAGCAGAUGAUGUGAUACUGACAAGCGGAGUGUCAAUGGCUGUAGAAAUGUGUAUCAAAGUUCUUGUUAAUCCAGAAGAAAACAUCUUGGUCCCUUCUCCAGGAUGGAAUUAUAUUACAUACACUGUCGGUGUUGGUAUUAAAACGAAGUUUUACAAUUUACUGCCGGGGAAAGAUUGGGAAAUUGAUUUGGAACAUUUGGAGACAAAGAUUGAUGAGAAAACAAAAGCAAUUCUUAUAAAUAAUCCGGGGAAUCCUUGUGGAAAUGUCUUCAGUAAAGAACAUAUUUUAGAUAUUUUAGAAAUUGCUGAACGUCAUAAGCUGCCAAUAAUUUCGGAUGAAGUGUAUGAGUUCAUUACAUUCCCUGGAGUUGAAUAUCAUUCUUUCAGUUCAUUAUCAAAGAAUGUUCCGGUUUUUAUUUGCAGUGGAUUGACUAAACGAUUCUUAAUGCCUGGAAUAAGAAUGGGUUGGAUCAUCUUAUGUGAUCGUGGCAAUAAAUUAACAGAUCUUCGACCAUGUCUGAAGAAUAUUGAAGGAAGAAAUUUCGGCCCAAGCACAGUUGUUCAACUUGCACUUCCAAAUAUUCUUAAAUGCACACCGCAAGAGUUUUUAAAUAAAACACCAAAGCAACUUGCUAAACAUGCAAACAUCGUAAUCAAAAUGCUGAAAGAUGUUCCAGGCAUUCAAACAGUUCCAUCAAAAUUUAAUAAAAUGUUGAACAGUUGGGAUGAAAUUAAAAUAUCAGAUUUUGCUCGAUUAACAAUUAAUCCAUUGCGAAAGUUUAAGUUUGAGAGAAUUAUCGAACCAAAUCCAUCAAAAAGUGUGAUCACUUUACAACUUGGUGAUCCGACAGUUUUUGGGAAUUUUCCACCACCAAAAGAAUUAUUGCAAGCGUUUAAGAAAGCAAUCGAUGUUGAUAAAUUUCCAUACAACGUGGGAAAAGGAAAACUUGAAGCUCGUGAAGCAAUAGUGGAAUUUGCUAGAAAUCAAGGUGACAUAACAGCUGACGAUAUUCUCUUAGCUUCGGGAUGCAGUCAUGCAAUAGAAAUGUGCAUUCUAACUUUGGCAUCGCCUGGAGAGAAUAUUUUGAUUCCACUGCCAUGUUACAAUUAUAAAACAUGGACUGAUGGAAUGAGAAUUGAGACAAAAGGGUACAACCUGAAUCCAUUGAAAUCAUGGGACAUUGACCUGGAGCAUUUGGAGAGUUUAAUUGAUGAGAAAACUCGUGCAAUCGUUGUCAACAGCCCUGGAAAUCCUUGUGGAAAUGUCUUCAGUAAAGAACAUAUUUUAGAGAUUUUGGAGAUUGCUGAACGUCAUAAGCUGCCGAUUAUUUCCGAUGAAGUCUAUGAAUUUUUUACAUUUCCUGGAGUUGAAUAUCAUUCAUUCAGUUCAUUGUCCAAGAAUGUUCCGAUUCUGGCAUGCAGCGCACUUUCAAAGAGAUUUUUAAUCCCCGGCAUAAGAAUGGGUUGGAUCAUCGUCAAUGAUCGUCAUGGCGCAUUUAAGAAUGUCAGAAUAGGUUUAGAGAAUGUUACUGGAAGGAUUUUAGGACCAAACUCGGCAGUUCAACUUGCUUUACCCGAAAUAUUGAGAAACACUCCUCGAGAGUUUUUUGAAGACACCACAAAACGAGUUUUCGAACAUGCAAAAACUGCUUUCGAUAUUCUCAAUGAUGUUGUUGGAUUAAAUCCAAUAAUGCCAAAGGGAUCAAUGUACAUGAUGAUAAGAAUUGAUCUUGAAAGGUUUCCAAUGUUUUCAUCGUGUUUGGAAUUUACUGAAACUUUGAUCAGAGAAGAAAGUGUUUUAACUUUUCCCGGAGUUCCAUGCUUUAAUUUUCAUGAGCUAAAGGAAUUUAUUGAAAUGUCGAACAGUUGGGAUGAAAUUAAAAUAUCAGAUUUUGCUCGAUUAACAAUUGAGCCAUUGUGGAUGUUACAGUUUGAGAGAAUUAUCGAACCAAAUCCAUCAAAAAGUGUGAUCACCUUACAAAUUGGCGAUCCAACUGCUUUUGGGAAUUUUCCACCACCAAAAGAAUUGCUGGAAGCGUUUAAGAAAGCAAUCGAUGUGGAUAAAUUUCCAUACAACGUGGGAAAAGGAAAACUUGAAGCUCGUGAAGCAAUAGUGGAAUAUGCCAAGAAUCAAGGUGACAUAACGCCUGAUGAUAUUCUCUUAGCUUCGGGAUGCAGUCAUGCAAUAGAAAUGUGCAUUCUAUCUUUGGCAUCGCCUGGAGAGAAUAUUUUAAUUCCACUACCGUGUUACAAUUAUAAAAAAUGGACUGAUGGAAUGGGAAUAGAGACAAAAGGGUACAACCUGAAUCCAUUGAAAUCAUGGGACAUUGACCUGGAGCAUUUGGAGAGUUUAAUUGAUGAGAAAACUCGUGCAAUCGUUGUCAACAGCCCUGGAAAUCCUUGUGGAAAUGUCUUCAGUAAAGAACAUAUUUUAGAGAUUUUGGAGAUUGCUGAACGUCAUAAGCUGCCGAUUAUUUCCGAUGAAGUUUAUGAAUUUUUUACAUUUCCUGGAGUUGAAUAUCAUUCUUUCAGUUCAUUGUCCAAGAAUGUUCCGAUUCUGGCAUGCAGCGCACUUUCAAAGAGAUUUUUAAUUCCCGGCAUAAGAAUGGGUUGGAUCAUCAUCAAUGAUCGUCAUGGCGCAUUUAAGAAUGUCAGAAUAGGUUUAGAGAAUGUCACUGGGAGGAUUUUAGGACCAAACUCGGCAGUUCAACUUGCUUUACCCGAAAUAUUGAGAAACACUCCUCGAGAGUUUUUUGAAGACACAACAAAACGAGUUUUCGAACAUGCAAAAACUGCUUUCGAUAUUCUCAAUGAUGUUGUUGGAUUAAAUCCAAUAAUGCCAAAGGGAUCAAUGUACAUGAUGAUAAGAAUUGAUCUAGAAAAGUUUCCAAAGUUUUCAUCGUGUUUGGAAUUUACUGAAACUUUAAUCAGAGAAGAAAGUGUUUUAACUUUUCCCGGAGUUCCAUGCUUUAAUUUUCCUGGCUUUUUCCGCAUCGUGUUGACAGUCCCUGAUGAUAAGUUAAAAGAAGCGUGUUUAAGAAUAAAAGAUUUUUGUGCACGUCAUAUCAAUAAUUAAAUUUUAUUCUAAUAUUUUAAUAAUUAUUUUAAACCUUUGAAAUUAUUCCAAUAAAGAGCUAAAGGAAGUAAAUUAUCUCUAAUACCAAGACUUUUAUCUCUCAAGUUGAAGUUUACUUUACGUAGUCUUUCAAGAUAUCUUCGCGUUGUGACUGCUGGCAGGAAAAGAACUUUCGAUUCUUUCGGAACUUGUGACAUGAGAGCUAAAGAUUUCUCCAAAUGUUGAUGUGCAAGUGUUGCUAUAUCAAAGACGACAUCCUCAACACCUUUAUCGUUUGGUUUACUUCUAAAGAAUCUUUCCUGACUGACUCCAUGCUGCAUGAGAAUUUCUUGAGGAAUCGGAAGGUACUGACUUCGACCGCGAUUAUAAAUCGA
Clunio marinus is the source of this 6778-nucleotide messenger RNA. NCBI's taxonomy places the organism in Eukaryota, Metazoa, Arthropoda, Insecta, Diptera, Chironomidae. The record is from the annotation of a GenBank genome assembly.